GUGGGAUAAAAUAGAGCAAUGUUGACAGAAAUAGCUAGGAGGUGUGUAAGGAUGGGACAUCCUGCGACAGAGAAUAUAUAUGUCCCUGCUACUUCUCUCCCUUGUUCCCCUGCCUUAAGCCCCAAUCCCCUCCCCUCUUGAGGUGUGAAUGUGCCAUUUGGGGUCUCACUUCAAAGGGUCUUAGCAGAAUCAUAAAUACAGCCCCAGCCAGGGGCUCCUCAGGGAGAGAGAGGAUCUACAGGGUGGAUGCAUCCCAGACUUGCCUCCAGAGACAGAACGGGGGAAAGCUGGCUCCCAGCCCCUCAACCCUGCUCCAGCUGAACAGCCUCCCUUCCUUCCAGGCUCUUACUCUGCAUCCCACUCCCUCAGAGGUCCCGUUACGACUUGCACCAUCCCUCUAACCCUCUAGACCUUCCUUCCUACCCAGAGAAAGCAGGAGCCCUGGCUUCCAGCCUCACCUGUUCUAAUCCACUAGAUCCUCACUGCUUUCCCAGAGAACCCAGAAGUCCUGGCUCCAAGGCUUCCUGCAGCACCCCAUGUAUCACCCCACAGAGAUGUUCUCACAGUAUGGGGGCUCCUAUCCUCUGCGACCUCCCCCACCUCCCGGGGCUGGGUAUCCCCAGGGUCAGGCACCUCAAUAUGAAGCCUUCAGAUAUCCAGACCUUGAUGCUGCCCCUAAGCUGGAUAGCUUCUUCCCUGGGUUGGAACCCCCAGGGCGCCUCCUGCCCUCUGCUCCUGGCCUCCCUUAUGGGACAGGCCAGCCUCUCCCAUCAGGCCCACCACCAACUACACGCCUACCCCCCGGAGUACGGAUGAGCCUGGAGAAUGGAGAACUUUGGAAGCGUUUCAGUGGGAUUGGUACAGAGAUGAUCAUCACCAAGGCAGGCAGGCGGAUGUUUCCACAGCUGAAAGUUUCAGUAACAGGACUGGAUCCUGAAGCCAAGUACCUGCUGCUAGUGGAUGUGGUCCCGGUGGGCAGCUCCCGGUACAAAUGGCAUGGCAAGCGGUGGGACGCCAGUGGCAAGGCUGAACUGCCCCCGCCAGACAGGGUCUACAUCCACCCCGACUCACCUGCAUCAGGCGCCCACUGGAUGCGCCAACCUGUAUCUUUCCACCGGCUCAAGCUCACCAACAACACACUGGAUCCCCAUGGACAUCUGAUUGUUCACUCCAUGCACCGUUACCAGCCGAGGAUACAUGUGGUUGGAGCCGGAGGACGCCGUGGGGCAGGCAGUGGCUGCGCUUCCUUCACCUUUCCCGAGACCCAGUUUCUGACUGUCACGGCCUACCAGAACCCACAGAUCACUCAGAUGAAAAUAGAGAGCAACCCUUUCGCAAAGGGCUUCCGGGAGAAUGGCAUGAACAGCAAAAGGGAGCGCGAGGCCCGAAUCAAGAGGAAAAUGAAGGCAAACGAAUGUGAAGCCAACAUGGGGGAAAAUGAGAGCAAGAAAGGCCCCUGCGACUCCACCUUGACAGAGGAGACACCUCUGGAGCAACAGCAACCACCUGCGCUUCCACACCCUUCUUGCUCCUUCUACCCACCUGCAGGGAUCAAUCCCAGCGGAGCAGAAGCUUAUGUCCAGCACCCAGCUGCCUUCCAUGGCUGGCGGGGGGCACCGUCACCCUAUGGCAGCCCAAGUCAAGAAAUGGCAGCUCCUCCAUCAUCCCCAACUACCAAGUCACCUCCUGAGCAAUCAGAUUUCAGACCUAUGCUCCCGGCAAGUUGGAAUGGGCUGGAUAUUAUUCCUUUCCUUGGGGGAACAGAACCCCCCGAUACCUCCUCCUUUCCCCCUUUCAAAUUCAGCUUCGCACCCUACCCGCCUCCACCUCGUGUCUAUGGGCCCCCCUCUGGCUAUCCUGGCUCUCAGCCACCUAUGCUCUAACUCUUGCUCCUCCCACAAACCCUGGGAUUCGUCUUCUAGGUAUUCUGUUUCCCUCGCUAGAUUUCAUGGCUUUCCCUGUU
This is a messenger RNA of Lacerta agilis (Sand lizard), 1963 nucleotides long. It is a transcript of the gene TBX6, whose product is annotated as T-box transcription factor 6. Gene Ontology annotation, cellular component: nucleus. NCBI's taxonomy places the organism in Eukaryota, Metazoa, Chordata, Lepidosauria, Squamata, Lacertidae. The transcript has 8 exons. The record is from RefSeq and is a predicted model, not a curated record. Gene Ontology annotation, molecular function: DNA-binding transcription factor activity, RNA polymerase II-specific; RNA polymerase II cis-regulatory region sequence-specific DNA binding. Gene Ontology annotation, biological process: heart looping; regulation of transcription by RNA polymerase II; vasculogenesis. The coding region runs from base 537 to 1883 and encodes 448 amino acids.